AUGUCAGGCCUGCGACUACGGCCGCAACCUCUUACAUUCCGCCGACCGCGCGCGCUUCCUCGCCCACAGUUCCGCGCCAUGGCCACGGUACCCUUCAGGCUCCCUGAUCCACGAAACGAACCCAACCCCACGUACGAGAGAGGCUCCCCCGAGCGCGCCAAACUAGAGCAGGCCCUGCAGAGGCUCACCUCUCAGCUCCCGCUCCAAAGCCAGAUUGUCGUCAACGGCACAUCGCAACCCGUGAGCAAGGCGUGGGACCAGCCGCUGCCCGCCGAACAUGCCACCACCUUCACCAGCUGUCCACUCGCGUCGAAAGAGCAGGUCGCGGCCGCCAUCGAGUCUGCGCUCGCGGCGAAGAAGUCGUGGGAACAAACGCCCUUCGUCGACCGUGCCGCCAUCUUCCUCAAGGCCGCAGAGCUCGUCGCGACCACGUACCGCUACGACCUCAUUGCAGCGACCAUGCUCGGCCAGGGCAAGAACAUCUGGCAGGGCGAGGUCGACGCUGCCGCCGAGUUGGCUGACUUCUUCCGCCUCAACUGCAACUACGCCGCCGAGCUGCUGGAAAGACAGCCGACCCGCGGCAGCGAUGGCAUGUGGUCGCGUCUGGACUACCGCCCGCUGGAAGGAUUCGUGUACGCCAUCUCGCCUUUCAACUUCACUGCCAUUGGCGGCAAUCUGAUUUCUGGGCCUGCGCUCAUGGGCAACGUGGUGCUCUGGAAGCCGUCUCCAUCCAAUGUGUACGCCAGCACCUUGGUACAUAAGAUCCUGCUCGAGGCCGGUCUCCCUCCAGACGUCAUCCAAUUCAUACCCGGCGACGCCGAGGAAAUCAACGACGUCGUGCUCAAUCACCGCGACUUUGCUGGACUCGGCUUCGUAGGCUCGUCAGACGUGUUCCGCUCACUCUCAGCCCGCGUUGGCCAGGGCAUCGGCAACCACACUUACCGCGAAUUCCCUCGUCUCGUCGGAGAAACAAGCGGAAAGAACUUCACCCUCGUUCACCCAACCGCCGACAUCCCUUCGGCAGUCAAGCAUACCAUUCGCGGCUCGUUCGAAUACCAGGGCCAAAAGUGCUCUGCCACUUCCCGCUUGUAUCUGCCGCAGUCUCGAUCCGACGAGUUUCUUUCCGCUUUCCUCAAGGAUGUCAAUGAUAUUACCCAGGGCAACCCGCAUAAGGACCUCGCCGCUUUCAUGGGCCCAGUCAUUCACCGCCGCUCCUUCGAUAAGAUCAAAGCUGUCAUCGACGAGAGCAACAAAGACCCUUCGCUCAAACUCCUCGCCGGCGGCACCUACGAUGACUCCGAAGGCUUCUAUGUCAGGCCCACCGUCUACCUUUCUGAGUCACCCGACCAUAAGCUGUUCAACUACGAGAUCUUCGGCCCCGUGCUUGCGGUCCAUGUUUAUCCCGAUGACGAGUGGAGCUCUAUCUUGACCAAGGUGGACCAAGCUGGAGGUGGCUUCGCGCUUACCGGUGCUGUCUUCGCUCAAUCCCGGGCCGCCAUUCGCCAAGCGGAAGACGCUCUUCGCUACGCAGCUGGAAACUUUUACAUCAACUGCAAGACCACAGCGGCACUCAUUGGACAGCAGAGCUUCGGCGGAAGCCGGGCAAGCGGCACAAACGACAAGGCUGGAAGCUCCAACACCUUGUUGCGCUUCACGACCCCGCGACUCAUCAAGGAGGAGUUCUUCCCGCAGACCGAAUACUUGUACCCUAGCAAUCGUUAG
Trematosphaeria pertusa is the source of this 1722-nucleotide messenger RNA. RefSeq names its product 1-pyrroline-5-carboxylate dehydrogenase. Gene Ontology annotation, molecular function: L-glutamate gamma-semialdehyde dehydrogenase (NAD+) activity. Bases 1 to 1722 code for a protein of 573 amino acids. Lineage: Eukaryota; Fungi; Ascomycota; Dothideomycetes; Pleosporales; Trematosphaeriaceae. Gene Ontology annotation, cellular component: mitochondrial matrix. The record is from RefSeq and is a predicted model, not a curated record. The transcript has 2 exons.